Messenger RNA from Orycteropus afer afer, 2601 nucleotides. NCBI's taxonomy places the organism in Eukaryota, Metazoa, Chordata, Mammalia, Tubulidentata, Orycteropodidae. The record is from RefSeq and is a predicted model, not a curated record.
AUGCUGGGUAUACAGGGAUUGGGAACUUCCCUUGAGCCAAGUUCAGCUUUUCCCUUAGAGACGAAUAGCUUUGGCGGAAUUAAGGUGUCUGGUAAAUCCCAGACCACGGAACUCGGACUCACCCACCAAGAGAAGGAUAAUUUAGGACACAGGAGGAUUCUCAUGGGAACACAAUCUCCCAUGGAGUUGAGGCUUGGAGUUGGUUUAGAAAAAGAAGAUUCACAAUGGAGAGAGAGCCCCCUGGUUAAUAAUAAAUAUGAGAAGAGCUUGGGGUCACAAGAAGCAAAAUCUCCACUGAGCAAGGGUCUUGAAAUGGGAUUAGAAAAACAGAAUAUUUCUACAUGGGGUUUAAGGAUCCCCACGGAGUGGGAUAAUUUAGGAGUGAAUAAGGUCUCAGCUUCUCAGGAAACAAAAUCUUCUCUGGGAAUGUUGCCAGGAAGAAUGGGGUUAGAAAAUGAGAGACUUCUGGCACAGUCACCCUGUGGAAGGAUAAUACAGCCUACCUUGGGCAUGGAGUGUGGAAGUCCACAGGCUCUAGAGAGCAGGAGAGGGGCUGUAGCUAGUGCUCCUGAAGGGAUAGAGGCUUCAGUGGGAAAGCAGCCUGCUUUGGGUAUGGAACCUAGACAAGAACUAGAGAAAGACUCCUGCGUUGUGAUGAAGCCUGGUGCAGAGAUGACGUAUCCUGUGGAGGUGGACUUUGGUCUGCCCCAGCCAGAGGAGCCAGAGCCCCAAAUGGGCUUAGUGAUAGAACCCUCUGACCACUUUGCCCCACAAACUGAAGAGAAAAAGGAGAGCCCUGAAAACAUUGAACCAGGAGUAGAACCUCCACAUCGUAUCAGACCCAUAUACUCUGGAAAUUUUUUUGAUCGAACACCUCACUGGCCAAGUGCAGGAAAAGUUACUCCAAUUGGGUACAGAGUUGCAAAUUGCUUGACUGAAAAACUUCCCAGACUCAUUACGCCACCUGAGGCAAAGAAGUUUUUCAAUUUCAGAUAUCCACCUGCUGGAGCUGAAAGAGUAUUUUAUGGCAGAGCAAAUGAUCCACAAAUUGCACUUAAUCUGACACAUGGCAUAAAAUCAACACGUUCAAUACCGGCAAGCACAUUGAUAAAUCCACAGCCUAUUACCAAAUUUCAACAAAAAAUUAAAGAUAAAAAAGAAUCUAUAUAUUUUAGCAAUCAACGAGCACCAUUAGGAAAAUCUUAUGAUCAAACACCAGGACUACCUAAAGGAAUGGAUAUAAUUAAUACAACCUUUGGAACAGCAGUCAUCAGAGAAUUGUCUGCCAGAGAUGUGGUGAAUCCACCAAAAUCCUAUGAAGAAGUGUUUAAAGAAGGAAAAGAAGGGCAUGAUCUGUAUAUUAUUUCUCACAAUGACUAUUAUGUGGGAGAAGCAAAGAACAGAAAGUAUAACUCAUCAAAUUUCAAUAGGUUUAAUAUGUAUGGAGUCCCAACACCACAUUUUAAUGAUGGACGAACCAUGGCAAAAACUUUAUAUUGGCUCCAUGAACUACAAAUGAAAAGAGGAGCUAAGGUUGUAUCCAAGAGAGUUGAUGAUUUCAAAGAAAAGUUUCAACAUAAACUUGGAAGGGUUUUAGAUCCCAUUGCAGAAACAAUGAAUGUUCCCCCAGACCACACCUUUGGAGCUUGUCUCCGCCCUGAGGACUAUGGAGUUGGUGAUCUCAUCCAUAAUAGACUUCCUGGUGAAUAUCUUCGAGGCAAGGACAGACAAAGAGCCAUGCUUGCUGCAGUUCGACAUCACCUGAAGAAAGUUAACUGCCAAAACUUUGACACUUUGCUGGCAGCCUUCAAGCACUAUGACAAGAAAGGAGAUGGGAUGAUAGAUAAAGCUGAGCUGCAGGAAGCUUGUGACCAGGUCAACCUGCAUUUGGAUGAAACGCUCCUGGACCAGCUAUUUGACUACUGUGAUGUGGAUAAAGAUGGCAUGAUUAACUACCUAGAAUUUGCAAAUUUUCUUAACUGGAAAGACAAAAUACCACUUAAAGAAUAUGAAGAGAGGGUAAUUAUUAAAGGUAGAAAACAAGAUUGUACAAACCUUACUGAGCCUAGUGUUCAAGAAUCUGAACCAAUUCUUCUCAUAAAACCUGAAGAUAUUGUUUUAAAAGAACCAGGGAGCUCAGAAAAGACACUUCGAACACUUCUGAGACCAAGCGAUAAGGUUUCUAAUGAAUAUAAGACAUCUUCUUCUGAGAUCAAUGCAGUUGUAGGAGCCAUUCCUUCUAUUUGUUAUCCUAUCUACGGUGUUCCAACCAUUCGGUCUGAUAUUCCUGCCCCCCGGAUUCGUCGCAUCAGUGAUAGAACUAAUUAUGGUGAAGAGGGUAAUGCUUAUUCAUUACUACAUCCUACUAUCUUUAGCCAGAAAGGAGUGUUUGAAAGAGACUUCUUCAAGACCAGAUCAAAAGAAGAGAUUGCUCAGAUAUUAUGUAACAUUGGCGUCAAGCUUUCUGAUGAAGAAUUUGAAAAUGUAUGGAAUCUCGCAUCAAAAAAACAUCACAGAGGAGAAGUUUGUGUGGAGAGCAUCAGAAACAUUCUAGAUGAGCUACAGCAUGCAGAACGGAUCAAGUGUAAAACCACCAUGUGA